Molecule: messenger RNA, 612 nt
Organism: Postia placenta MAD-698-R-SB12
Lineage: Eukaryota; Fungi; Basidiomycota; Agaricomycetes; Polyporales; Adustoporiaceae
Exons: 3
Coding region: 1-612 (203 amino acids)
Source: RefSeq, a predicted model, not a curated record
AUGCUUGCUCAAUUUCCCGACUGGUCUGGAGUCUUUCGGGCCUCCCCAUACCAAUCACCCAUCAAGCGAAAGCGACAUCGCAGGUCCGGCGACACCGAAAUUGACCUCAACUUAGGACGUCAUAGCAAGCGCCCCCAUACAGAAGGCCCCGGAGGCACGAAUCUGGGAUCCAAUGCGACAGACAAAUAUCGGACGCAUGAGGAAAAGGGAGACCAAUCGACUCAAGACUUGAUCGACACAAAUGCGGUAGUCGACGCCGCCGUGUUUGUGGAACACAUUGCCGAGGAUGGCGUGGUUGAGGACGAAGAUAGUGACGGCCCUGCGGGCAAUGGGGAUGAGGAUAUACAAUUUACUGAACAACCGGGGCUCGAAGGACUAGGUCUUGAAGAGCUGAAACAGAGGAUUCGCUUCGAAACGGAAGUGGUUAAGUUCCGAUGCCCCUUAUGCCUCAAGCUUUACUCUGAUUACGAUGCCGUCGUCCGGCACCUCAAGACAGUCCACAAGAAAGGGCUGGACUGGUGGACUUGUCCACGCCCCCUGUUGCGCGCGAAUCCGCUGUCUAUCUGCUCUAUGACUGUUACUCUCUCGCUUGUCGCUGGCUUCGUGAUUUGA